UAUUUGCCAACUCAUGUUUUAACGAAUUUAACGAUUUGCGCAUGUGUCAUGCAAUAGAAAAGGUCAAAGUUUAUAUGCAAAUGUAUAUAAGGCUGAAUAUUCUCUUGGAACGCUAUCACUUCUCUGAUUUUCAAGAUGAAGCAAGCACUGCUGUUUACGUUAUUGUUUGCUUUUCUCAUUCAAAUAAAUGGAUUGUCCAUAUUCACGGACAGCAGUGGCAACAGUUCAUCUCUAUUGGACAUCAAUGAUCCGGAAUCCAAAAAUACAGACGUGUUCCGACAGUUACUGAACCAAGAAACAAUCAUCAGAAUGUCACUGGUGAAGAACGUACACGCCUUAAUGAAGGAUAUGCUGGAUCUGAAAAAAAGUAUGGCGACAAUGGAAACAUCCCAACAGAAAACAGAUGUAGAAGUGGCCACCUUAAAACAGGAGGUUGAUAAACUGAAAAGAGAAAACCAAAGACUUGAGCUUGAAAAUAGGCGCUAUGAAGAAACUUUCAGAGCUGUUACAGAAAAUUUCACCAAAGUCGACGAACACAUUCAACAGGUAAUGGAAGAGUUGGAGGAGAAAAGAGAACGUUUUGAGACAAACACAAGUGCAGUCCUGGCGGAUCUUAAAGUAGAAGUUCGGUACCUGUCAGUGACCCUUCUGGACUUAAAUAAACACACUUUGGAAAUUGACAAGAAAUUUCCUGAAAUGAUGCAAGAAAAAUUUAAACAAUUAUCUUUGAGAUUGAACACUUCUGUGGAGAACCUGAACAAUGAUAUAAUAACAACAAAUAAAACAAUGCUCCAAUCGGUGUCUGACCUCGAAAACUCACAAAAUAUGAUACAAAAUUCCAUAUCUGUGAACAUCAGUAAAACAUUAGAUGACAUGAUGGCGGAGGUGAAACAAUCUAAGUAUGAUCAACUGCAGCUGUCUUCUUCUGUGUCCUCUCUCGAGGUGUUCCGAAUGAAUUUGACGAAUAACCUAUUAGAUAAACCAAAGAAGGUAGCUUUCUCCGCUUCAGUGAGGUCAUCCAGCUCAUCAUGGAACAGUGGAGCACUGGUUUUUUCUUCUGUCAUCACAAAUGAAGGAAAUGGAUACAAUCCCAGUAACGGGAUAUUUACUGCUCCUAUCGGAGGAAUGUUCGUCUUCUUUGUGAAUGUUCAAACCUACGGUUCAAAAGAUAUUUAUGUAGACAUUGUGUUGAAUGGAUCAAGAAAAGUCAGAACAAUGGCCUAUGGUUCAAGUGGUAGUUACAGUGCAGGUCCAAAUAUGGUGGUGCUGACUUUGCAGAGGAGAGACGCAGUGUGGGUCAAACAUUACCAUGGUUCAGGCUAUUACUACGAUGGUCCUAUUACCACCUUCUCCGGCUUUCUUAUAGACAUGUAAUUAAAUCUGAAAAAGGUGCAUACUAUGAACAUUACAUAUCUAUGUUCCUUUACAAAAUUAAUAAUCUAUGUCGCAGAUCUAUGAAAAUAGCCGACAAUUAAGAAGAAACUUAACAUUGAUAACCUACACGAUUCGUUUGACAAUUACUAGUAAUUUUGCUUUUAACUGUUUAAUAUGGAAAGUAAAAUAUUUACAGGGUAGAUGUAUAGGGAGAAGUAAUGAAAAUAUAUAAAAUUUAAUUGUAUGUUAUCUGUAGAAUGGAUUGGGUAAAACUGAUCAGUUCAUGGAUUCUAUUUUAAAAUGCUAGGAAAAAUAUAAACAAUUGUAAUCUUCUAAUUGAUACAAAUACGUAUUUUUAUCAAUUUAAGACUAGCAUAAACAUUUUAAACAACUUUUUUAAUUGUAAAUCCUACCACCAAUUUUCUGUUGUGGGACAAACUUUUUACACAUAUUUUGAAGUUGAUCUUUUUUAUGAUUCUGUUUGAAUACUUUUAUCAGCGACAUUGUUUGCUUUAUGUAUUGUCGUAAUUUUUUUUCUUUUGCUUGUAAUUUCUAAUAAAAGUAUGUAAUUAUUAACUUUCUAAAUUUCUGUUGUUUGAAGCUGAAGUGAUAUGCAUUGUAAAUACCAAACUGUAAAACUAUUUGUGACUUUUAUAUGAUUUGGUCGACAAUUAGCUCUAGAGAGCUAAAAUUAUUAUAUUUUUUCUUUCAAUAAAGAUUUUUAAGUUCUU
Molecule: messenger RNA, 2105 nt
Organism: Saccostrea cuccullata (small rock oyster)
Lineage: Eukaryota; Metazoa; Mollusca; Bivalvia; Ostreida; Ostreidae
Product: myosin-2 heavy chain, non muscle-like
Exons: 3
Coding region: 136-1374 (412 amino acids)
Molecular function (GO): protein binding
Source: RefSeq, a predicted model, not a curated record